This is a messenger RNA of Saccostrea cuccullata (small rock oyster), 702 nucleotides long. RefSeq lists its product as uncharacterized. The record is from RefSeq and is a predicted model, not a curated record. The transcript is spliced from 3 exons. The coding region runs from base 124 to 702 and encodes 192 amino acids. Lineage: Eukaryota; Metazoa; Mollusca; Bivalvia; Ostreida; Ostreidae.
UCAAGAUAAAUAGACGGUUAUAAAUGAACUUAGUUUAAAUGGAUUUAAAACUUCCGCAUCUACAAAAUAUACAGAAGCUAAGGCCAAAUUUGAAAUAUAACGAUUAAGAUUUGUUUAGCGGAUAUGCUUUCGAUAUGUUUGAUUCUGAUUGUUGGAAUUCUUUAUUGUUCAGCAUACGACAAUUUAUCGAGGAGAAAAUAUACAAAUCAACAUAGGCAUUGGACAUGUGUACCAUCAUCUUGUCAACAAUAUGCCUCCCAUAACGCCAUUGAUGAAAACACUAAUACUUGCACGAGAACAGAUACAAUAAUGGCAUAUGCUGGUUCAUAUACUUGGUGGUACGUGGACUUUGGUGAAGUGAAAAGCAUUUCCUACAUUAGGAUAAAAUUUAAAUCAUAUAGCGGACAUGAGAUCCGACAAAGAGGUCGCUUUGCGGGAUUUUCUCUUUAUCUCUCAAACACCACAGAUAAAGAGGAUGGCUACCGUUGUUACAUUGACGGUCCAGAGUUACCGCCCCUGGACUUUAAUACAACAUGUAUAGGUCAUGCGCGAUACGUCAUCUACUAUAACGAGAGACUUCCUGAAGGACAAUAUCUAGAGGGAUACGCAGAUGGCUAUCCGGAAGGAUUCCAACUCUCUUCUAUUACAGAGUUAUGUGAUGUAGACGUACAAGGUAAUUAUGAAUUGAUAAUAUUAUUCUAA